AAUCCAAAAUCCAAACAAGUCCACUUUAUUUUCAAUUUUCAAAUUUGCCCCCCGCUUUGUUUUGUUUAGAUCCAUCCAACAUACUACUCCGACUGAGACACAGGCUGACAGGCGCCGAGCUUUGAAUCUCUUUUUCGAAAAACUUCCCUCACUCACGCCUGCAACAAUGCCGGGAACCGACGCAGACUUCGAUCUCAGGCCAUCCCCACAGUCCGCCUUCUCCAUCGGAGAUUACACGUUUGCCGAUGCCGGAAACUUGGAGCAAUGCUCCAAGUACUUGAACCAAACGCUCAUCACCUUCGGUUUUCCCGCUUCACUCGAUCUAUUUGCUUCCGAUCCUGUUUCCAUCGCGAGGACUUGCAAUUGCUUGUAUUCUCUAUUACAGCAGAGGCAACGGGAUAUUGAAUUUAGAGAGUCUGCAAAUGAACAACGACAAAGAUUGAUAUCGGAUAUAUCAAGAUUAGAAGCGAAAGUGGAGAGGCUUGAGUCACAAUUGGAAGCUAAAGAUAGAGAAAUAGCAACAAUUACAAGAACGGAAGCCAAAAAUACAGCAGCUUUUAAGGCGCAAAUUGAGAAGCUACAGCAGGAAAGGGAUGAAUUUCAGAGGAUGGUGAUUGGUAAUCAGCAAGUGAGAACCCAGCAAGUACAUGAAAUGAAGAAAAAAGAAAAGGAGUACAUAAAAUUGCAGGAGAAGCUUAACCAAGUUCUAAUAGAGAAGAAGAAGGAAUCGAGAUCAGGAAUGGAGAUAAUGAAUUUGCUUCAGAAAGAAGGGCGACAACGUGGGACUUGGAAUGGGAAGAAGGCUGACAAUGAUUUCUAUAAAAAGAUUGUGGAUGCUUAUGAGGCGAAAAAUCAAGAAUUAAUGGCUGAGAAUGCUGACCUAAGAGCAUUAUUGAGGUCAAUGCAGGUUGAUAUGCGUGAUUUUCUAAACGCCCCUAAUGGAUUGCCCAAGCAAUCUUUGGAUGUGAAUGAAAGACUUGAAACUGAUGCCUCACAAUCACCAUUUGGUGGGAAGACGGAUGUAUUUGACCUGCCAUUUCACAUAGCUAGAGAUCAAAUAGAAGAGAGUCUCCGAACUAAGAUGGCUUCAAUAAAGGAGCGCAUGGUUCAGUUACAAGAUGCACAAAAGGGUGCUGAAGUCACUUCUGAAGCAACAGAGAGGGAGCUAGAGCUUGAAGCUCAACUUGUUGAGGCAAGGAGCAUAAUCCAGGAGCAGGCAUCCAUAAUGUCUAAACAUCUUGCUAAGGCUGAGAGACCAAGGGAAUCUAUUAUUUCAUCACCAACUGAGUGAGUAUAAAAUCCAAACGGCAAUCUCUGAGAAGUUCGUAUCAAGACCAAAUUGCAGUUGUGCGAAGGUGGGUCUGAACCAUUUUGCCCUAACCCAAGCAAGCGUACGGUUCACUGGUAUGUGAUGGAUGUCGUAAUAUAUCUGUAGCGUAAAUGUAAGUUGCUUCUAGCUAGUGAUAUUUGUGUAAUUAGUGCCUAUCAAUCCUUGAAUGGCAUUGUAUGCUUAUAAUUGAAUUUACUCAAAAUUUGUUGACCGAUUAAUCUAUGGUA
Molecule: messenger RNA, 1557 nt
Organism: Rubroshorea leprosula
Lineage: Eukaryota; Viridiplantae; Streptophyta; Magnoliopsida; Malvales; Dipterocarpaceae
Source: the annotation of a GenBank genome assembly